AUGAGAGAUCAAGGGCAGGAAGGUUUUACGCCCGUGCAGAGGCGGGUGGUGUCGCCUGUGGGUGCGGCGAGGAGUCCGCUGCUGACGAGUCCGCUGGUUCAGAAGUAUGCGGGGGCCUCGCUAGCGACGCCGCGGAAGCAUCUGGGGGCCAGCAACAGCAAUAAUGGUAACAACGGGUCGCUGCUGGCGUCUAUGUCGAAGAACAGUAUGCUGGGGUCCACUAUACCAUCUACGCUGCGGAAAGUAAGUCUACAGCGCGAGUUCCACGAUAACGAUUCUGAUGUCGUGGGCGCGGGCGUGGGCGGCGGUCCCAGGUGGUCCAAGAGCGCGCAAGGUGAUGGGGAUGUUAUUAUUGUGGGUGCUGCAGGAGGUGACAACACCGCGUCCCCUACAGGAGACGGUGAAGGGCUGAACACCACUACAUUGACCACUACAACCACCACAGUGACAAGCGGGGCAGGCAAUGGAAGCAACGAGAUAGAUAUCGCAAAGAUACCACUGAUAGAAAGGCUGCAGCUUUGGCGCCACGACGCCUGGAUCCAGCAUCUCUACGGCACAGCUGAAUUCGUGGCAACUAAGAUAUACACAAUGACCGGGGACGCCAACGACGCGUUCUGGCUGGCGCUGAUAUACUAUUCCAUGGGGUCGCACAACAGGUGUAUCGAACUGUUGACCAAGGAUGACAUUAUCUCGGUAAGCAUUGUCUGUCGGUACCUGCUGGCCAGGUGCUACAUUGACGUGAAGAACUACGAUGAUGCCCUGGAUAUUGUUGGAGAAACGAACCCCUUUGCUGACACCGCUGAAGCAAGUGCAAGAAUUGAGAGCGACGGAGGUAUUAAACUAGAAUCGUCGAUGUGCUUUCUAAGAGGAAAGAUAUACGUGGCACAAAAUGAUUUUAGUAGAGCUAAAGAGGCAUUCAAAGAGGCAGUAUUGGUAGACCCCAAGAACUUUGAGGCCUACAGACAGUUGGUGGAUUCUCAUCUGCUGACUACUAACGAGGAAUGGGAACUACUAGAUUCUCUAGAUUUUGAUUCUCUAGGAGAUGAUAGCAUACUGGUAAAAAGUUUGUAUACGUUAGAACUUUCUAAGAAUCAAAACCAAGAUAGAAUUACUGAAGCACAAGAUAUUUUAAGGCAGGACUAUGAUUUGGCGGAUGAUAUUGAUAUCGUUACUUCAGAUAUUGAUAUCUUAUUCAAUCAAUGUAAAUUCAGCCAAUGUUUAAAUGUUUGUGAAUUAAUGCUAAAGAGAGAUCAAUUCAACAAUAAGAUUUUGCCAACUUAUAUAUCGUGUCUUUACGAAGUGAAGUCCUCCAAUAAACUCUUUCUUCUAGCACAUGAACUAGCCGAGAAAGAUCCAAGGAACUGCAUAACUUGGUAUUGUGUUGCAACUUACUACAUGCUCUUAGAUCGUAUUCCUGAAGCUAGAAAGUAUUUUUCUAAGUCGUCAAUAAUGGAUCCUACUUUUGCGCCUGCUUGGCUUGGAUUUGCACAUACAUUUGCUCUUGAAGGCGAACAAGACCAAGCGAUAUCUGCUUACUCUACUGCGGCUAGAUUUUUCCCAGGUAUGAGCUUACCUAACUUAUUUUUGGGAAUGCAGUACAUGGCAUCAAAUACAUUGACACUAGCCGAGGAGUAUUUUUCUCUGGCAUACGAGUCAAGCCCUCAAGAUCCGGUUAUCCUCAAUGAAAUUGGCGUACUAAAAUUUAAAAAGGGAGAAUUGCAUAAGGCCAAACGUUACUUGAAAAAAGCUGCUGAAUGUUGUAAGGAUAUGGAGCGUUCCUCAAAGACGGUUCUUUCCGUGCAGAUAAAUCUGUCUCACACAUACCGGAGAUUAGGAGAAAAUGAAAAGGCAAUUAAAUACUUGACCAAUAUCCUGGAGGAUACUGAAAACAGUUCGGAAAUUUAUUGCUCUUUAGGCUUCUUAUAUCUAAAGACUAAUCAAUUACAAAAGGCUAUUGAUGCAUUACAUAGAGUUUUAGCCAUAAACCCAGGUAAUUCAAGCGCACAAAAAUUGUUGAAUUAUGCUUUAGAGCUGAACGUUACUUUAGAAUUGGAUGAAAAUCAUCCAUUGGUUGUAAAUAGUAACAUACUAGAUGAAGAGCAUAGUGCUUCCAAAAUAGGUAAAAGGAGGCAACCUUUCGAGUCAAUUAAUGUUGACAAGAAACGAAAUAAAGCUGGACAACUAACCGAGCAAUCAUUGAGCCCUGCAGGUGAAGCAAUGGAUAUUGAGUAG
This is a messenger RNA of Nakaseomyces glabratus, 2232 nucleotides long. RefSeq names its product anaphase promoting complex subunit CDC16 (gene CDC16). Lineage: Eukaryota; Fungi; Ascomycota; Saccharomycetes; Saccharomycetales; Saccharomycetaceae. The record is from RefSeq and is a predicted model, not a curated record. Gene Ontology annotation, cellular component: cytoplasm; anaphase-promoting complex. Gene Ontology annotation, molecular function: protein binding. Gene Ontology annotation, biological process: cell division; protein ubiquitination; anaphase-promoting complex-dependent catabolic process.